Eriocheir sinensis (Chinese mitten crab) is the source of this 1243-nucleotide messenger RNA. RefSeq names its product piggyBac transposable element-derived protein 4-like. NCBI's taxonomy places the organism in Eukaryota, Metazoa, Arthropoda, Malacostraca, Decapoda, Varunidae. The record is from RefSeq and is a predicted model, not a curated record. The coding region runs from base 77 to 1243 and encodes 388 amino acids. The transcript has a single exon.
AUUAGUUGUAAAGCCAGAAAUUCAACUCUACUGGUCUAAAAGUACCUUAUAUGAUGACCCCUUUGUACCAAAGCUGAUGUCAAGGGAAAGAUUUGAAAUUCUCUAUAGAUGUCUGCAUUUUGUAGACAACACAGCUCAUCUAAAUUCUCAAGAUAAAUUGUACAAGGUCAGACCACUGAUUGACUUACUGGUUAAUAAUUUUCAGUCUGUGUACAAACCUGGCUCCAAACUUGUUGUUGAUGAAAGCAUGGUGCCAUUCAGAGGGAGAUUAGGCAUCAAACAGUACAUACCAGGUAAAGCUCACAAAUAUGGAAUGAAGGUGUACAAAGCUUGCACACCUGAAGGAUAUACAUGGAAUUUGGAGGUUCAUGUAGGGAAGGGUGAUAAUACUGCUGGCCUAAAUUCAACAGAAUCACGUGUGGUAAACUUAUGUAAUGAAAUGUUAGGUAAAGGAUGCACUAUUUACAGUGAUAAUUAUUACACCUCAGUCAUCCUGGCAGAGUACUUGUUGGUCAAGAAAACUUACAUUUGUGGAACUGUUAGGCCAGGUAGGAAAUAUUUGUGCAAAGAAGUAGUGAAAGCAAAGUUGAAGAAGGGAGAAAUGAAGGCAGCUGAAAACAGACAAGGAGUAAAGUUAUACAAAUGGAAAGAUAAGAGAGAUGUCUUGACACUAUCAACAGUGCCUGAGCAUGGUAAUGGCUUACUUCCAAGUGGAAAGAAGAACAGAAAAGGAGAAGAGAUUAUAAAACCUGAAAGUGUCAUUGAGUACAAUAAGGCAAAAAAAGGUGUUGAUGUUGCUGAUCAACUCAGUUCCUAUUACUCGCCACUACGAAAAUCACGGAAGUGGUACAGGAAGCUGGCUCUGGAAAUGAUUGCUGGGAUUUCAGUAACAAAUGCUCAAAUUCUAUUCAUUAAAUAUUGUUCAGCAAAACAAGUAGGUGUGAGAGCCUUCACAGAGUCUGUAGUUCUGUCUCUCACUAAAAACAUUCAUGAAGAAAUUACAAGAUCAGGGAAGAGGACUUCUGAUAUAUCGGGUGCAAGAAAAGAGCACACUCUUCAGGAAGCAGAUGGACAAAAGAAGAACACAAGGAAGCGAUGCAGAGGAUGCUAUGAAAAGAUAUCACAGAGUGAGGGAUACAAGGUGGCCACAAACAAGGCUAGGAGAGUGUCAACCUUUUGUAAUGAAUGUGAUGGCCAGCCACACCUUUGCAUUCCUUGUUUCAAUGAAAAACAUGAUGCAUAA